Hippocampus zosterae (dwarf seahorse) is the source of this 3484-nucleotide messenger RNA. RefSeq names its product hyaluronidase-4 (gene hyal4). The transcript is spliced from 6 exons. Gene Ontology annotation, molecular function: hyalurononglucosaminidase activity. Lineage: Eukaryota; Metazoa; Chordata; Actinopteri; Syngnathiformes; Syngnathidae. The record is from RefSeq and is a predicted model, not a curated record. Gene Ontology annotation, biological process: hyaluronan catabolic process; carbohydrate metabolic process. Bases 1 to 1872 code for a protein of 623 amino acids.
AUGCCCGACACAUUCAUCGUGUUUUCCAAUAAGCAAUUUUGCGGAGGUCGGCCGACACGCUGCCUCCUGAUGGGGGGAGUGCUCUCCUCCUCCUCCUGCUCCCUCCCUGCAGGCGGUAUAAAAGGCCGGCACGGCGGUUCGGUCGCCCACCCAGGGGCAGGCAGGAGCGCACGUCGCAAGAGUGGAAUACGUUUGGGGCCCCGAGAUGACGAAGCGAGAGACCCGCCCCCUCGUCUACAGGACGAUCGGCGGGCCCCGCGACUGAGCGCCAGCAUGCCGGCGGGGCCGCUCGCCCUGACCUUCUGGCGGCUGUUCCUGUUCCUGCUCCUGCUCCUGCACUGGGCCCUGUGCCAGAAGCCGGCCCGGCUGCCCCUGGUGGGCCAGAAGCCGGCCCGGCUGCCCCUGGUGGGCCAGAAGCCGGCCCGGCUGCCCCUGGUGGGCCGCAAGCCCUUCCUGGCCGCCUGGAACGCGCCGCUGGACAUGUGCCAAAUCAAGUACAACGUCAGCGUCGACCCGGAGCCCCUGUUCCAAAUCCACGGCAGCCCCCGCGCCAACCGCACGGGCCAGAACGUCACCAUCUUCUACGCCAACCGGCUGGGCUACUACCCGCGCUACGGGGCGGGGGGCCAGGCGCUGCACGGCGGCGUCCCGCAGAACGGCAGCCUGGACGCGCACCUGUUCAAGGCCUACCGGGACAUCGCACAUUUCAUCCCCGCCAAAGACUUCCGGGGCCUGGCCGUCAUCGACUGGGAGUUCUGGCGGCCGCAGUGGAGCCGCAACUGGCACAAGAAGGACGUCUACCGGCGGAAGUCGCGGGAGCUGACCGCCGAGGCCUACCUGAACGUGACGGCGGCGCAGGUGGAGGAGCUGGCGCGGCGGCGCUUCGAGAAGAGCGCCCGGGCCUUCAUGCAACGCACGCUCCAGCUGGGCACGCGCCUGCGCCCCGAUGGCCUGUGGGGCUUCUACCUCUACCCCGACUGCCACAAUUACAACCUGCACCAGAGCGGCUACACCGGCCUGUGCCCGCUGAUGGAGAGCCUGCGCAACGACGAGCUGCGCUGGCUGUGGAACAGCAGCACGGCGCUCUACCCGUCCGUCACCAUCCUCAAGUCGCACAGCGACAGCGCGGCUAACCUGCGCUUCGCCCGCCACCGCAUACGGGAGGCGCUGCGCGUGGCCUCGCUCACCUCCAACGACUACGAUCUCCCCACGUACGUCUACCUGAGGCUGGGAUACCGCGAUGGUCCGCUCACCUUCCUCACCACGAAGGAUCUCGUCCACACCAUCGGCGAGAGCGCCGCUUUGGGAGCCGCCGGCUUCGUCAUCUGGGGCGACCUCAACCUGACCAUGUCGCGGCACAACUGCAGCAAGGUGCGCUGGUUCCUGAGCCGCCGGCUGGGCCAGUACAUCACCAACGUGACGCGGGCCGCCGAGUUCUGCAGCGACUUCCUGUGCCAGAACAACGGACGCUGCGUCCGCCGCAACCCGAGCGCGCGCCACUACCUCCACCUCGACGCCGCCACCUACAGCGUCCGCCCCGCCGCCGACGACAGAGGCUUCGUCGUCAGCGGGCACCACUCGCCCCAGGCCCUGAACGUGCUUGCGGAGCGCUUCCGUUGUCAUUGCUACGAAGGUCACCUGGGGGAGCGCUGCGAUAGCGCCAACGAGGUGCCGGAGGAGGUGGACGUCGACGAUGAAGACGACGAGGCGCGGCGGAGGAGCGAGUGGGAGGACGAGCAGGGUGGGCAGGCGGAAGAGGGACGCAGCCGGGCGCCGCCCGCCCUCGUCCACGCCGCUCUCGUGACGCUUUCGGCGCUCCUGUUGACCUUCUGGGAAACACUCGAGACGUUCGGAUGCUUGUUAGCAUGCUAACACUGACGCUACCAUGCUGGCGUCCGCGGAUCACAAUGCUGCUCAUAAGAAUGUAAUGACUGGAACGCAAACCUGGCUCUCGAAACCAAAGUUCAGUUGCCAAAUUUGCUCUUUGUAAAUUGGAAGGGCUGCUAAUCACCGGUGAGCGUGAAUGACCGCUUGUGAUUGCUCUAGCUAGCACGCAAGUCCCAAAAAAGAAACGUUUACCCUUAAUACAUCCGGAACACUUAGUUUUCAGUCAGUCGUUUCAGUUAUGUUCCGCGAUGGAAUUUGAGAGUGGUGAUUUUUGAAGCGGCGACCCAGCUGAGCCCACUGGCCUGCUACCGCUAACACAGCUCGCAGCGCUAACAAAGCACCAACCAGUGACAGUCUGUCAGGUUUUUGUACAUCCGAAAACUUACUUGAGAUUGCUUUGCUUCUACCAUGAAGCUAACGCGUGUGUACGGUCAAAAAUGUUAGCUUCUAGCACUAGUAGGUGCUGGUGAUGCUACUAGUUAGCCCUUAUAAGCUAAUGAUUGUGUUGCCAAAAGAGCAACACCACCAAACGAGCGCUCUUGUAUGACUAGCUUGUUCAGUCUAAAAUAACGCUCAGCAUUUUUACAAAAAAAUUUUACGUGGGAGUCGAAACUUGUCAUUUUGGCCCUCGGUUUUAUUAGCAUAACCAAAAAAAAUCGUGUGUAUUAUCAAAAUCUCUUGACUAACUCGUGUUUUUUUUUUCAUUGAGAGGAUUUGAACUAGCCAACGCGGCUAAUUUCCUAGCCGCAAUGUAGCUACGACAAACACUGAAGAGGACGUCGGCCACGGCACACGGCUGAGCUCAAGUCAUGACUUGGCGCUUUUCUGCGGUUCUUCACUUCCUCGUCUUCAAAAGUUCAACCGGUGUAUGUGAACACGCCAGGAUACCUCCGCCAAGGCCAACGAACCCUCCUGAAAUUAGACGGGCACCAAAUCGCAUACCUUCAUAGGGGUGGAAAGUCGCCUUAUUAUUUUUGUCAUUGCCACAGAAGCAGUAUGUGCACGGUAUCGUUCUAUUUCGUCACAGUAUCGAGUUUCAAACAUUAAUUGACAUUGCUCCGUAGCUAGACGUUGCUCUAGCUAGCUAGCUAGAGCAACGAAUUCCGCUUGAUGACAACAAUUGCGAUGAAAGAACAGAAUCAUCAGAAUAAUUGACGGAUUCUGGCUUCAAGUUGAAACUUGAGAACUAAGAAAUGUAAGCUCCUUGUUGGCGGUAACAGCUAGCGUCACACUGUGCUAUCUUUAGCUUCUUUGGAGCUUCUCGCAGGGGAGCACAGCGACCGGUUAUACCGAUGAGUAGUCACCCAAGCGCUGAGCUUCGGGAAGGGACACGCUUGGAAGCCCCCGGCCCCCCACGACCUCCCCCGAGCCAGCUAAAUCGAUGCUAGCUUGUGUUCCUCACAUGCUAGCAGCACGUCGCAAAAGCGUUUUCCAACAUGUUGAUCCUGGCUGUUUUUGUCUGAAACAGAUUUUCAUCUCACGCGGCGACCAAUCAACCGCAACAAGUACUGUUUUGGGGUUUUCUUUACGCGUACGUCAUGAUUGUAGAAUCCAACAUGAAUGUAAAUGCACUGCAAAUAAACCAUGUUACCUAUUA